Molecule: messenger RNA, 1047 nt
Organism: Elaeis guineensis (African oil palm)
Lineage: Eukaryota; Viridiplantae; Streptophyta; Magnoliopsida; Arecales; Arecaceae
Molecular function (GO): S-adenosylmethionine-dependent methyltransferase activity
Source: RefSeq, a predicted model, not a curated record
GCCUUGAUGCGUGCCAUAUGUUCCCCACUUGCCCUCUUCUUUCUAAUAGUAUCUCGAAACGGUUUCCCUUAACGGCAGCGAGAAAGAGUGAGAAGGAGAUCGGAGAUGACGAUGGGGACGCCGUCGGCGGGAGGGGUGCACGCGUACGGGGAGCCGGCGUACUGGGAUCAACGGUAUCGCCAGGACCCGGGGCCAUUCGACUGGUACCAGAAGUACAAAACCCUCGCCCCCAUCCUCGAUAUCUACCUCCGCCGCUCCCACCGCCUCCUCGUCGUCGGCUGCGGCAACUCAAUACUUGGAGAAAGCAUGAUCGCUGAUGGUUACCAGGAUGUUGUGAACAUAGACAUAUCUUCUGUAGUCGUCGAAGCUAUGCAAAAGAAAUAUCAGGAUAUACCGCAACUCAAGUAUAUCAAAAUGGAUGUUAGAGACAUGAAUUCUUUUGAAGAUGGUUCCUUUGAUGCCAUUAUUGAUAAAGGAACUCUUGACUCUCUCAUGUGUGGACAUGAUGCGCAACAUAGUGCAACCAAAAUGCUGGAGGAGGUUGGCAGGGUCCUCAAGGAUAAAGGAGUUUAUAUCCUGAUUACUUACGGGGAUCCAAAUUAUCGGCUGCAUUUAUUGAGGGAUUUACACUUGUGGAAUAUACACAUGCAUGUAAUAGAUAGGAUGGAGAAGAGUUCAGAGCAGAAGACCUGGGAAUUGACUCGUCCCUUACCUUUAAAUGAGGACGGUAGCUCAGUUGCUGCGGUUCUUGGUACAAACCCUGAAGUACACUACAUUUACGUCUGCACAAAGGACCAAUCCCUAAGACAGAAUCAAAACGAAGGGGUUGAACAUUAGGUCUGCAUCAUCGCCUGAGAUUCCAAAUGAUUCUUAUGUGAUUCAUGUAGUUAGCCUGUGACGUUAUAAAGGAGAGGAAUAAAUUUGUUGUAAGCUGUCUGGGGAGGACGUGAGGGCUGACUGUUCCACACUAACUCUGUUGAAACUGUAUAGAAUGGUGCCAAUACAUUGUAAUUUUCUGUUCCAUGUCUUUCUUCCUUUGGUUUUUCU